UCCGAGAACCGAGAGAGACCGCGGGGGACGUCCACAUUCACAGUCCAGUGAGCUAGAAUCGUCUUCCCGGAAGAGAUUCGCUCGCCUGAACCAACAUGGGGCUAUGCUCGAGCAAACAGCGGGCAAAAGAUGGAGUUGCCAACAGUGUUAGGUCGCAUCUGGUCAGGGAGCGAAAGGGUACCAAGGUGGAGGACCUGUAUGAGACCAUCUCUGUCAUCGGGAAAGGAUCGGUGGGGAUGAUUUUGAAGGUGAAACACCGCCAAACCGGUGUGGAGUACGCCCUCAAGACUAUCCAGCUUGAGAAGAUCUCUCCUUCGAUGCUGACGGAGAUGCGGAACGAGAUCGAGAUUCUUAAGCGGCUCGACCACCCCAACAUCAUCCGAGCAAUCGAAACGUUCGAGUCGGACAAAGAGGUAUACCUUGUGAUGCGGCUUUGCACGGGGGGCGAUCUCCACCGCCGAGCCCCGUACGCCGAAGCGGCUGUAGUCGACAUCAUCACCAAGCUGUUGUCGGCGACGUGGUACAUGCACCAGCAGGGGAUCGUCCACCGAGACCUGAAGCUAGAGAACGUCGUGUACGAGAGCACUCUGCCUGAUGCUGACAUCUUCAUCAUCGACUACGGCCUUUCCAAGAUUAUCGACAGGGACGAGGCACGAAUGAAGGAGGUGGUUGGCACCUUGUAUACGAUGGCGCCGGAGGUGCUUAACGGCGGGGUGAGCUACGACAAAUCGUGCGACAUGUGGUCGAUCGGCGUGAUAGCCUUCGUUCUACUCAGCGGUGAUAUGCCGUUCGACACUACUACCAAGCAGAGGCUCAUGAAGGCCGUAGAGAACGGGCGCAUCGAGUUCUCUGGCAGGCGGUGGAGCAGAGUCAGCAGCGAAGCCAGGCGACGUGAGUCGAGCUUUAUCCGGCACAUGAUGGUGAAGAAUCCGUCAGGGAGAUACACGGCCGAGCAGGCGUUGCAGCACAGUUGGAUUCAAGGUUGCAAGCUGUCGGACGAGCAGCGGAUGCUCUCGCCCGCUCCCACCGUGCUUGAAAAGGAGGAUCACGACCGAGUCGUGGCUUCCAUGAAGAACUUCGCUCUCUACAGCAAGGUGAAGAGGACGGCGCUGAUGCUGGUGGCCUACAGGAGUAAGCCAGGGGAAACAAAGGCGAUGCGAAGGGCUUUCAAGGCGUACGACGUGGACCAGAAUGGUCGCGUCAGCCGAGCCGAGUUCCAGAAGGUUCUGAAGAAACAGGGCUACUCCGACGAAGAGCUGGUCGGUCUUUUCGACGAAGUGGACGACGACCAUGAUGGGUUCCUGCAUUACACGGAGUUCCUCGCGGCGACGCUGGAGACAGGCGGGAAGGAGGUGACAGACGAGCGGCUCGCGGAGGCCUUCGACCUACUCGACAUGGACGAUUCUGGGUCCAUUUCAAAGGAAAACUUGCUGGAGUUCCUGGGCAAAGACUCGAAGGGGUACAAUGUGACGCAGCUGAUCGCGGAGGCGGACGAGGAUGGCACUGGUACUAUCAACCUUCAUGAAUUCUGCAACCACAUGCGAAAGAGCGGAAGGUUUAGCAUAUCGAGUCUCGGAGCGACAAGCGGUAGCAGUGUCAUCGGGCAUCAGUUGGGUGGCUUCGGAGCACCUGGCGAGGAGAAGACCGAUGGUUUGGCGGUAUCCGUCAUGGAGCAACGGGGGGAGACCGAUUCUGCCGAGAAGGGACCCCCUACCCCGCCCCCACCUUACAGCCGCGUGGAUGAAGGGGUGGUGCAUGGACUCGCGCCCCCGUCCGCUCCGGCAUGACGUCAUCGAGCUGGCGAUUUGCGGGAAUUCGAAACGCGAUUUGCGAUGUUUGGUCUUAUUUCCGUUGACUGCAUUGACGCCACUUUCUGAAACCUAAAUAGCCAUGCUUGUUUUCUGUGUUCGGUGUUUCAAGAAGCAGGUCGCAAUUUGACGAUGGACAACUCCCCCAGCGUUGGUUGAGGAUAUUGAGGGAUGAUUUGGGGGUGGAACUGCGGAGUGUUUUCUUUCUGCGCCAAGGCGAACUCUGACCGCUCGCGGAAAUCAUGGAUCUUGCCGCGUCCUCCGUGCAGCAACUGUUUUCGAAUGAACCGUGUAUGCGUGAUUUUGGUGUCAAUUUGACAUUCGGACAUUUUGCGUCUGGUUUCAGCCGUGUGCGUUUUGUCGCACUUGCAUUUCCGACUAGACAGUGGGUAUUUUUAGUAUGGUACACAAAUUUAACGGUUGUGUUUCGCGCGUAGGGUCAUGUUUUCUAUUGGUUCCGAUAUUCAGUUGUUUUUCGAAAAAACAGGUCUUUCCCAUCCAGGUAUUCCAUAUUUCCUCGUCAUCUUGUAUUUCGCAUCCCAGGCGGCACCUCGCGUUUCCACAUGUGUGUUGUCGUUUUCGUGUCACGCCCCUCAGGCGGAAACCGACCGCAAAAUUUGGUGCUGACGGCGGUGUUGUACAAAAUGUCCAGUGUUGUACAGAACAUGUAGUUUUCAGUCGCAGUAGCGUCGAUGACGGCCUUAUACCCAGUGUGUUGUAAAACAGACCCCUUCGGGCCGCGCUCGCACUACCCUCUGCGUUGAAAUUCAGUUUCUUGUCGAUGUAUUGGUUGACUCCGUUGGCCAGAUUUGAAGCGAUACCUAGACAUCGUGAUUGGAAAGCAGUGUUGUAGAUAGCGAAGAUAUAAUGCGUAGGUGCGGUGAUACGUGUGUUGGCGGCAACACACUCUUUGGCAACUCAGAGCCGCCCGCAUGUUCAAACCUUUGUCUCAUAGUAAAGAUGUAUACGCAUGGCUGCCAAAAUCGGCAACGGGGUAGGGGACGAUAUGUGUAGUGCUUCAACGUCGCCCUUGAACGUCGCCCCUGUUUGUGGACGGGCCCAAACGUCAUGAACGAAGACGUGAGACUUUCACGGUAAAAUCACCGAUCAGCGACCCGACCCCGGCAAACCAGUACAUGGUUCGCAGAUUUUUUGGACUACUGUCGUUGCGUGUUGUUCACCCACGCUUCAUUUCGGCCGUUGCCUUGUCUCAGAUUUGUUUCAUGUUGAAGUCUACGAUAGAAGGUGUAUUUGUUGGGCGUGGACAUGUUACCUGUUUUUGCUCUCCGCGGUGUUAUUGCUUGUUUCUUGUGUUGAAAGACGAUGGGGCUCGGCUCCCCGCUUGCUUUUGUUCGAAGCCCGCAUUGCGUUGAACAAAUUGUACGCGUGGCCGAUGGCCAAGACAAAAAAUAUUCUCGCGCUUCGCGAGGUGUCACGUGUCCACGACGGGCGGGGGCACCCCGCACCCUAUUUGUUCUCUAGUCGUUUUAUUUGUGGCAUCGAAUCUUGAGUGGGGGGUUUUAAGUGGCUUCUUGAUGCUUCACUCAUCACCUCAUCACCUGUGGCUCGCGGUAGAGGACAGCUAUCUGUUUCCUGCAUUCAGUUCGCUGCGGUGGGGCGCAUCCGCGUGCCACCGGCCGCUACGGCUGUACUACAACCGUGGUAUGUUUCUCCGGUUCGAAAAAUUAGCCGAAAACUAGUAGGCCUAGCUGCUGUAACGCAUGCCCCUCGACAAAAGCAUAACAAAUCACUCACUUCCCGGCGAACAAAAAUGGAACGCCAAGCACGUUAAUCCAAACCAAGGUUGUGCAGGAAGAAAGAACGCACUCGUCGUGACUCCGGUUCAGCAUCAUCGAAUCAUGGGGUCCUGGCGAAAACACCGUGCUUCUCCCGACGGUUUGCAUCGUCAAACUACUAUAAUACAAAUCAUUAUCGCUACCGGCGUGCUUCGUUGCUGGACUGAUCGAGUGUCUUCAAAACAAACGACACACGACUGUCGGAGCGCACCCACCCUGUUCUUCGCCUCAUAUUUCAACACGACCUAUGCCCAGAAAGGCGCCUUGACGGAAUCUCCGCGCAUCGGCCUAUGCUGCGGCUCCCACUAAUUUUAUCUGACGCUCGAACUGUCUCGAACGAGGGGAACUGGAAAUCUGAUUCAAAGAAUGCUGAAACCUUCCGCAACAAGCAAAUGCUCCCGACCCACCUACAACACUGCAUGGAGGAAAAAAGAGUCAAAAGUACGUUUCACCUAAGUAGAUCCACACUUGCUAAACGUUCAGCAACAAGCAAAUCAUCCCGGCCCCAUUGAUGCAGCGGGAAAAAAAGGGUCAAGAGCACGUUUUAGGCAAGAAGACCGACGACACCGCGCCGUAUCGACACGGGUGCCGAAAAGAAGCCCCAUGAUCCGGACUACAUAUACCAACAACGUGAACACAAAAGCACUAGCGAAAAGGCGUCAAUCGCGAUCUCAUGGCCGACCUCUCCUCUGACACCCCCACCACGACCUGCUGCCAUCCAAAUAGAAACUCAAGUUUUCGCAACGCGGAAGGGCAAAAGCGCCCUUUUUUGUUGUACCAAGAACAAAUCGACAAAAGAGAGAACAUAGUCGCACGCACAGGUACAUGCAGAGACCUACAUUCUUAGUAGCGCGGGUAGAGGGAUACCAUGACGUAUCGGCUGGGAUGCCGAAUAUAUAUAUUUCGAACAGACUAUACCAACCGAAUCAACAAACAGCGGAACAACGAUGAUCGCGAUCUCAGGGUCUAACGAUAAUCGCGAUCUCAGGGUCUAACCUCCCCUCUCACACCAUCACCAUGAACAACGCUUGCCUCCAAAACGUGAACUGCAAACUGUGCCACUCGAAAGAGCAAAAGCUCCCACUUUCCGACACACAACGCACCGAGGAAACAGAGCCAACAGUCGCGUACCCGCCAAAACGAAAAUGAAAAACAAUAAAAAGCUGUCCAAAAUACAUGACCUACAUGCUUACUUUGCAGGAAUUCUGAUGGACCAGAUGGAAUGCCAAUUAUAACUCUGGGGUUCUAUGCUUAUGCAGCAGGGCAAAUGACGAGAACGCGUCUAACGACCAACAACAAGCCGCCAACCUAUGCCACCACUACCGCGGACAUCAUCAGCUUCAUGUCCCGGAACAGAACCUCAAAGAGCCGUUCGUUCUUCCUCUAUAAAACCCCGUGUGCAAACAACAAUCUACCCCCCUCUCACACAAAACGCGAUAGGUAUGUCACUACAGUGAGGCCGCCGCGCUGCAACGUACGCCACGACUAUCGAAAGGCACAUAUCGCAGCCUGCAGCCCUGACAACACAAGGAGAUCGCCCUCCCUCCCCCCCAAAAAAUACAAUCCGGCAAACCACUUGGUGCCGGGCUAGCAAUCACGGCCCCCACGUCCGGUUGCAAACCACGUUCCCCGGGAGUUGGCAAGAGCCAAACGCAAACCCCCGAAUAUAUGGGGGGGGGGGGGUACGC
Ectocarpus sp. CCAP 1310/34 is the source of this 5292-nucleotide messenger RNA. The record is from the annotation of a GenBank genome assembly. NCBI's taxonomy places the organism in Eukaryota, Phaeophyceae, Ectocarpales, Ectocarpaceae.